AUGUCUAAAUUUAUUUCGAAUAUCUCUCCAGAUACAGUUUGUUACAAAUAUGGCAGAAUUCUUGUAAUCGAACAUGAAAUGAGUAGAAAAGGAUAUGAUCUCCCUAGAACUGUCAAUAAUCGCCCUGGAUAUGAUAUGGAUUGCAAGAAUGAAAUAACUGAAACGGAAAAGGAAUUUGACAAAUUAUCAAUUGUGAAGCCUGGACAGACCUUAACUUCCUGGGCGAUAAAUAUGCGAAUUCCAUUACAAGAAUUAUGGGCAAAGAAGAAGAAACUUAAUGUAUAUCACCGAUUCUGCUUAUUUGCGGGAUCUGGGGAAGAAAAAGACGAAACCGAAAGAGACGAAAGAGAUGUUUUUUAUCUCAUCCCUCCUAAUUUUGAUGAGGAAGAAACUGCUUUACGAACCUCCUCCAACACGCCAUCGUGA
This is a messenger RNA of Rhizophagus irregularis DAOM 181602=DAOM 197198, 426 nucleotides long. RefSeq lists its product as uncharacterized. NCBI's taxonomy places the organism in Eukaryota, Fungi, Glomeromycota, Glomeromycetes, Glomerales, Glomeraceae. The record is from RefSeq and is a predicted model, not a curated record.